AUGAAUCGGUUCAGGAAUAAGAAAAAGGGCAAGGAUGAGCUCGACGCUCCUCGACCUUCGAUGGAGUCCGAGUCUUCCAGCUCCUUCAGGCUGUUUGGCAAAAAGAAAGCUCCCGAAGAGGAGCCUAAGAAAGAACUCGAUCUUGCAACAGCACUACCCUCGACCGACGAUUUUCGAACAAGUCUUCUAAUGACGAAUCUUUCAGCAAGAUUCUCCAUGCUUCGGGAACAAGAUGACCCCAACACAAAGCUCGGCAAAGCCAGUGAUGAUAGCGUUCUGUUUCCCAACAGACAAUCAAGAAUGUUGGACUUUAAUUUUGCAGCUGGAUUGGGGGACAUCGCGGAGGUUGAAUCAGUGAAAGCCCCGUUUGCGCGCUCAUCAACACUAUCAAAUGAUGAUACUUCCUCACUGAACGGGAGCGUUAUGGGCCGCUCGAAGCCUAUCGAAGGAAACAAUCUAUUUGGAGGUCGGCAAAAAGUCUACAAAAUCGGUGCUGGAGGAAACAAGGGAGCUAUGAGUGGCCGUGUACUCUAUGGCGAUGAUGUGGCCCAGUCGGCUUUCCAAAAGUGGCGACAAUCCGAGAAGGAUAGGCAGUCAUUUGAAGAUGUGCAGCAAAGCGAGCCACUCGAGUCAGAGAUUGGAAGACCAGAGUCUCCAUCUCAGACUGACUAUAAUCGCAAGAGAGAAACCAACUCAACGAUAUCAUCCGGCCCAUAUGCAGCUCGGGACUCGACAGCCGCUACAUCUAUCAGCUCUUCUCAAAAAGACAGAGAGUCUUUCGCAAACACAUUCCGCACUGCCAGCCCGACUCCCACAGUGGAAAAAACUGUGACACGAACCCGCCGACUGUACGAGCAAAGCUUGAACCAAGACCAACAAGACCACCAAACAUCGGCACUCUCCAGAUUCGACACCUUAUCGAAGCGGACUAUUGGCAGCAGAACACCAGAUCUGACGCCUCCUGUUCCAUCUCCGUCCAGUGCAACAUUUGGGGAUCGUUUUAUCACUCGUUCAGUAUUAGGGAAGGCUAGUGCCCCCAAUCUGCGAUCUUUCAGCCCCCCAUCGGAGUCGGUGAACAAGUUUCCCAACAUGGAUCAGAAGGCCUUUGGUGCUACACCUCCUCUUAGCCCUCCCAUUAGUGAAACUGGCGAAGUCCAGCCCCUCGACAGAAACAUGAUUCUUGGCCGAAACAACAGUCAAUAUGACGAGUCGAGAUAUGCUCAAAGGCAAGUCCAGAUGCAGCGAGGUCGAGAAACCCCCACCAUGCGGUUCCGUAACGAUUCAAGCACUUCGUUGUCGGGACCUCGUUCUCGUUCUUCCUCUGCACAUCGCCCAUCCGCAGAGAAAAACGAAUCUGGAUCUUUCCAGACCGAGCCUACCGUCCAAGAGGAGUCGCAGACAUCAACCUUCUUCAACGACGACGAUGACGAUGAGAUUCAAAGCCCUGAUCUUACCACCCCCCAACUUACUGUUGAGAAACCGGCGGAUAAUGAGCACCCCGCUUUGAGACACUCUGCGAUGCCGACGCCGCUGAUCAUUAGUGAUGGACCUGCGGGUGUCGCACCUGCCAAAUCAGACAAUCUACCCCAUGAUUCUCCUACACUAGGACCGACGUCUGGGGGAUUGAGCGGCAUGGUAAGGCAGCAUCUGCGAUCAGACAGCAACGCCUCAUCGAUUUAUGGAAGCAUGCCUAACGAUGUUGACUUGUCCUCUCGAUUCCCCCCGGAGAGAACCGAUGCGCAUGCUUAUGAGCCCAAGACAAUGGACUCGAAUGCUUGGGAGUCAAUUGAGAGAGACCUGGCUAUGUCAAUCGACGGUAGUGUGACUAGCCCUACCAGAUCUUCCGGCCUUAUGGAAGCGCAAAUGACGUCUCUGCCCUCGCCUUUACAAGAACCGAAGCAGGACACCCGCCCGGAGCAAAAGGAUGAGACAGACGAUUUUGCUCGCCAUCUUGCCGAUGGGGCGCGACGUGUGAGGGAGAGAUUGACCUCUUUUGUGGAAUCUGACAGUGGUUCCACUGCACCAGAAACUCCGUUGUCUGAGCUACCACCCCUUCCGCGCCCGAACGCGUUGGGCAUUCUAAAGUCCAAGCCUAGCAUUGGCUCUAUGGGCGAGAGAGGUCGAGAGACUGUUAAUCAGUCAAAGACGAAGAAGCUACUGGGCCUCCGAGGCUCGUCGCCAGCAUCGGCUAGAGUUUCUCCUACCCGUGAUACUUUCGACGAUAGAAUGGCACAAUCUCCCGAGGGGAUCAACGAGGCCGAUACGUCAAGAGACCCUGAAGAAAAGGAAGGCAUUCACGCGGGGCUCAAGGCUUUCCGCCAAGCUCGCCGAGAACUCCAGAGAAUGAAGGAGCAUGAAGUUCAGCAGCGACGCCAAGGUCCACAGAGCCCCCCUACAGGCAGAGACAGAGCUCAAACUGCCACUUCAUCCCGGGCACCAUCCCAGGAACGCAGCAGGCCACCUCCAGUCUCCUAUAAUCGUAUGCCAAGUGAGGAAGCCGGAGCUAAUGGAGGUUCUCGUGCCGGCUCUCGUGCUGGCUCCCGUUCUGGAUCCAGAGCACCUUCUGAGCGUGACCGAAGCGGUUCUGAAGCAAGCAGCGGAGGACGCUCGGGCAGCCGACCACCACGUCUGAGGGCAGGAUCUAGUGCCCGCGAUGAUUACCAGGGACCCGUGGGAUCCCCCAUCGGAGUUAACGGAAAACCUCGACAGGGCCCCAUGAUGAGAUCACCUAUGAUGCCAGGACAAGACAUGCGACGACCGCCAAACUCGCAACCUCAACAACCAUACCCCGGGAAUCCUGGACGUUUCGUUCGCCCCGACAAUAGUCUGCACAUACAUCCUGCACACGGAUACGAUCAUGGUCAACCAUCACCAAUCUCCCCGAAUGCCCCAUCUCCGAAGGGUCUCCCUGGCCAUGGCCCCGGCCCACAAAGACCGUAUGGCCCCGGCGGCAUGAUGCGAAACCGAGACAUGUCGGAACCUUUGAUCAAAUCCCCAGGCUUACCAAUGUACCCUCGGCCUGGAAUUGCUCCCCUCAACGGCGGCACAGUCUCUACUCCUAACCUCCACGGCAACAUGACGGCCCCUCCACUGCCCCCUAUCAAUCCUCGACGUAAGAAUACAGGGGCUGCGCUUGGUGAUGCCACGAUGAACGCCCACCACCUCCCUUCGAGCCCUGGUAUUCCGAUUGACCAACGCGGCUUUCGAGGUGAAGAUGAUGACGGCGUCGGACACUACCGCCAGAGACUACGCAAAGCCACUAGUGAGGCGAACGUAAAUUCUCGAGCGAGAUCGAUGCUCCCAAAUCCUGCACCACCAAUGGUUCCCCCGCCUAUGCCUCCUAGCACGGGCAGCAACGCGCUUCCCGGUGGCAUGAUUUAG
Molecule: messenger RNA, 3381 nt
Organism: Fusarium poae
Lineage: Eukaryota; Fungi; Ascomycota; Sordariomycetes; Hypocreales; Nectriaceae
Exons: 1
Coding region: 1-3381 (1126 amino acids)
Source: RefSeq, a predicted model, not a curated record